AUGGCUUCACCCGCAGCAGAGGCGACGGUGCCUCCUUCCUCGCCCUCGCAACCCAUCGCCAAACAGCCUCCUCCCGAAAAGCCAAGCGAGGCGCGGCGGCGAACAUUCAUCAUUCUCUCGUUUUGGCUCUUGGUGCUACUGCUCGGGCUGCCGAUAUGGUGGAGGACGACGUCGAUAUACCGCGCCUAUUUGCCUCUGGAGCGUAUGCUGCAGUGGGCGGACGGCAAGGCCUGUCGUCCUGCUUUCCCUCUGCAAAUUUCCAUUCGCGCCGAUGCCAUACCCGACCCUGAAGCCCGCCAUCUCAUUCGCCUCACGCAACAUGCUCUCGACGACCUCAACGACUUUCCCGGCCACCAUUUGCGGCUCAGGCUGCAUUCCAAGGACGGCGGCGAAUCGACAAGGCCCGAUUCCGAGUCCACCUUGACCAUCAAUCUUACUCCUGGCGCGGCCAACUCGGCUUCGUUGAGCGAGCAGUCGGCCGUCGUCGACAUGACGUAUGCGCCUAACAUGGCCCCGUCGCUCAACUCGGCCUCGUCUGCUCUGGCUACCUACAUGGCCAAUGAACUGCAGUCCAUCUUUGCCGAGGAGCGGUCAAUCAUCUCGUACCUGCUGUCCACGUCGUCCAUGUCUCCCACCUCGAGACUGCAAGGCGGGCUGACGGCAGAGACGGCAGAAGCGCUGUCGAAGCGCACGACAAGGUCUCUCCGCUACGCACCAACAUACCAUCUGAGCUUCUCUCUCUUUACAGAUGGUGCUAUCCCCAGCACGUGGGACAUUGACAGCGCCAUCCGCGAGUACAUGAAGCCCGUGCUGGACGUGCUUGCCCCGAUUCAUGACUUCACCGUGGACACCCAAGUCCAGCUGUAUGCCACGCCUGGUGUGCAGUCUCGGGUGCUCAGAAAGGAGCAUUUGGCUUCCUUCAUCAACGCGGCAGAAUGGCCUCUCUCGCCGUCGAUUGGCGGCGCUCCUACCGUCAACUUCAUCAUCUUUGUCGGGAACCAGACAAUCGUCUCCGACGACGCGCAAGUUGGCAGUUCGCAAUCUUGGAUGAUCCCGCAAUGGGGCUCCGUGUACCUCUUGGACCUGCCGCCGACCGAGAAGCACGUCUCGGUCCAGGCGCUCAAAAAGCCUCUGCUCAUGUUUGGCGGGCACUUGCUCACCCUGCUGGGCACGCCGGUGUCUGGUUCUCUUCCGCUGCGACUGUCGACGCUCGCUCGCAUCCGCACGACCGACUUGCUGCUCCGGGCAGCGUCUUCCCUGGGCUCACUGGCUCGGCUGGCGCCCAGUCUACCGUCCAUCUCCAUCCCUCCCAGCGUCGCCGACGGCGUGUCUAGCUCGCUGCACCACCUGGAGCAGGCGUGCACAAACCUGGCAGGACCGGAGGGCCUCCUGCACGCCAGGAUUGCCGAGAAGGAGGCAGAGAGGGCAUUUUUUGAAAAGAGCAUGGUUGGGCAGCUCUAUUUCCCUGACGAGCACAAGAUUGCCGUGUACCUGCCUUUGCUGGGGCCCGUGGGAGUCCCUCUUGUUCUGGGACUGAUUGACGAGUUGAAGAGGUGGGUCAAGAGACGGAAGCAAAGAGCAGAGGAGGCAAGAGAAAAAAAGAGCCAGUAG
Ustilaginoidea virens is the source of this 1611-nucleotide messenger RNA. RefSeq lists its product as uncharacterized. Gene Ontology annotation, biological process: attachment of GPI anchor to protein. The transcript has 2 exons. NCBI's taxonomy places the organism in Eukaryota, Fungi, Ascomycota, Sordariomycetes, Hypocreales, Clavicipitaceae. The coding region runs from base 1 to 1611 and encodes 536 amino acids. Gene Ontology annotation, cellular component: GPI-anchor transamidase complex. The record is from RefSeq and is a predicted model, not a curated record.